Messenger RNA from Cornus florida, 766 nucleotides. Its product is annotated as probable histone H2A.1. NCBI's taxonomy places the organism in Eukaryota, Viridiplantae, Streptophyta, Magnoliopsida, Cornales, Cornaceae. Bases 96 to 500 code for a protein of 134 amino acids. The record is from RefSeq and is a predicted model, not a curated record. Gene Ontology annotation, molecular function: protein heterodimerization activity; DNA binding; structural constituent of chromatin. The transcript has 2 exons. Gene Ontology annotation, cellular component: nucleosome.
ACUCUUCUGGCACCAGCAGUACGUUUCUCUAAAGCCCCUCACAAUUAUUCUCUCUCUAGAAGUAGCUCUGCAGAUCUCUUGCUCUGCAAAAAGUAAUGGCGGGUCGAGGCAAAACCCUAGGAUCUGGAGCGUCCAAGAAGGCCACAUCACGGAGCAGCAAGGCCGGUCUGCAGUUCCCCGUCGGUCGUAUCGCCCGGUUCCUGAAGGCCGGAAAGUAUGCUGAGCGAGUGGGUGCCGGAGCUCCGGUCUACCUAGCCGCCGUCCUCGAAUACCUCGCCGCUGAGGUUCUGGAGUUGGCAGGAAAUGCUGCGAGGGACAACAAGAAGACCAGAAUCGUGCCUCGACACAUUCAACUCGCUGUGAGGAACGACGAAGAGCUCAGCAAGCUUCUUGGGGAUGUGACCAUCGCCAACGGUGGUGUGAUGCCCAACAUCCACAAUCUCCUUCUGCCGAAGAAGACCGGUGGGUCGUCGAAGCCCUCUGCCGAUGAUGACAGUUGAGCGAUGAAAGGAGGCCUUUGCUCAGACACUAAUUUGCAAAUCAGUGGUCUUUUGUUCUGUGUAAGUUCGAUCGGGCCUUUGAUCGGACACUAUUAUUUCUGUGUAGGUUGGAUCGAAUUAAGCUUCGAGAGUGAAGUUUGUCUUUUUCUUGUGGUUUGUUAUUUUAGAUGUAGUAUUAGGGUUUAGUUAGUAUUGUGAAUACUGAAUCAAUCUUCUAUGAUGAUCCAAACAGAUGGUUUUUAUUAAUGAAAGGUUGGUUGAAUGAA